Messenger RNA from Vicia villosa (hairy vetch), 519 nucleotides. RefSeq lists its product as uncharacterized. Gene Ontology annotation, cellular component: cytoplasm. Bases 1 to 519 code for a protein of 172 amino acids. Gene Ontology annotation, molecular function: zinc ion binding; single-stranded RNA binding; translation regulator activity. The record is from RefSeq and is a predicted model, not a curated record. Gene Ontology annotation, biological process: positive regulation of cytoplasmic translation. Lineage: Eukaryota; Viridiplantae; Streptophyta; Magnoliopsida; Fabales; Fabaceae. The transcript is spliced from 2 exons.
AUGGUUAAUGAGAAGAGGAGCAAGAGUCAGCAAGGUCGUGGCAGGCCUUAUGAUGCUCCUAGUGGCAAGGGUAAGCAGAGGGCUUAUGAGGGCAAGAAGACUAGUGGGGGAGAUGCUCCUGCUGGUAUUGUAUGCUUUAAGUGUGGAAAAGUCAGUCAUAAGAGCAAUGUGUGUACUGCUGAUGCGAUGAGGUGUUUCCGUUAUGGACAACCUGGUCAUGCCGCACCUGAGUGCAAGCGUAAGGAUGUGGUGUGUUUCAACUGUGGUGAAGAGGGACACGUUAGUACCAAGUCUGCUAAUUGUGUUGAGAGGUUGACGUUGGCUCUGAUUUUGAUAUUGCCUAAUCCAGAGGAUUCGUUUGUGGUUUAUUAUGACGCUUCUAUGAUGGGGUUAGGUGGUGUGCUCAUGCAGAAUGAUAAGGUUGUUGCUUAUGCGUCAAGGCAAUUGAGGGUUCACGAGAAGAACUAUCCUACACAUGAUUUGGAGCUUGCUGCUGUUAUGUUUGUGUUGAAGAUUUAG